This is a messenger RNA of Cydia amplana, 2032 nucleotides long. RefSeq lists its product as uncharacterized. The transcript is spliced from 12 exons. Lineage: Eukaryota; Metazoa; Arthropoda; Insecta; Lepidoptera; Tortricidae. The record is from RefSeq and is a predicted model, not a curated record. Bases 11 to 2017 code for a protein of 668 amino acids.
UGUUGGGCAGAUGUCGUCUCGAGGUCGCGGAUACGGCGGAUACAGUGGGCGGGGCAGCUACAGUGGCCGAGCGAGCAGCGGAUACCGUGGCUCUUACCGCGGCAGUGGUGGCCGUGGCUCGUACGAGAGCCGCGGCGGACGUGGCGGCGGCUACUCUUAUAAUAAUGAGUCCCGAUACAGCAGCAGCGGUGGCAAUAGAUACGCCCCAAACAGGGAUAGGAUUGAAGAUUCCUAUAAAAAAUCGUAUAGAUCUGAGUCAACUGGUUAUUCCAAUCGGGAUUAUGGUGGUCGAUCUGGAUCACCUGAAAGGAAAAGGAUAAGAAUGGAGGGGUCCGGCGAUAGACGUAGCCACGAAGGCGGCGGACACUAUGGCGGGUCUUACAGCGGUAGACAAGAGAUGUACAGCGAGCGGCGCACGUUCGGUGGCGAGGACAGGAGGCGCUCGCCCAGCCGAGAGUACCGCAAGCCGAGCGCGAUGGGUCCGCCGCGCGAGCCGACGCGCUCGGCGCCGCGCAUGCGCGCCUCGCGCCGCUCCUUCCGCGGCCGCACGCUGCGCUCGCGCGCCCUCUACCGCGGCGCUCCGCGCUCGCGCCCCUCCUAUAGGCGAUUCGAAACCAGACCGCUGGGUUACACCCGCGCGUUCAGAUCUAUCAAGGGCCGAAGCUCUGUGAAGUCUAAGGAAGAUGAGGCCUCGUCAACUGAGGAAGAUUGGGAUGCUGAUGACAAGGAUGAAGCCAUUGAGGACAAAAAGGAAUCCAAGAUCAAGUCACCUAAGGCAGAAGACGACGUGGACGGGUCUGACGGGGCGAGCGAAGCGGGCGAGCCGGUCGACGACGGGGACACGGACAAGGAGCCCGACCUGCCCGGGGCGGAGCCGCGCAAGCGCCCGUACGUGCACCUGCUCUGUGUGCAUUGCAAGGACAAAUCCGCCACUUUCGGUGGCUACGCCAAGCACCUGAUGUCGAGCAAGCACCGCGCGGCCAUGAGCGCGGUGGCGCGGCGCCACAAGAUGCAGCUGCUGCGCAUGCGCGUGGCGCAGCGCGAGGCGCAGCGCUCGCUGGAGGCGACGGCCGGCGCCGACCUGGCCGCGCACACCACCUUCUGCCUCGUGUGCCGCCUCAACCACCGCACCACGCGCCUCGCGCACAACCAGAGCGACACGCACCGCGCCAUGAAGCGGUUCCUCAUGCCCUUCUGCCGCGUCUGCCGCCUCUCCUUCCGCUCGCCCAUGAUCUACGAGCACCACAUCUGCUCCCUGGACCAUCUCAAGAUAAAGGCGAACCGAACUAUUCGCCGCGCCAGCCCAAAGGAAGCUCAGGAAGGCAGCGGCGAAGAAGGCAUGGAUGUUGAUUUGGAUAACUUUAUGACUCUCGACUCUGUGGGUGAUGUUGAUGAGGUGGAAGAUGAGGACUCUGGCACUGAGAAGAAAGAUAGUGAGGCUCCCAAGAAACCCAAGGUGGAGAUUAACAUUGGCAGUGACCACAUUAAGAAGUUGGAGGUGUGGUGGUGCGAGCUGUGCCGCGUGUACCUGCCGCGCGCGGAGCCGGGCGGCGCGGAGGAGGCGGAGACGCUGCGCCGGCACUGCCGCCUGCGCAACCACCUCGGCCGCUACGUGCAGCACCGCGACACGCGCACGCUGCGCAAGCACGCCGAGCGCAUCCACCGCCAGCUGCACCAGCAGCGAGCUGAGGAAAACAAAGAGGCCAAUGAAGACGAUGCUGCUGAGAAAGUCAAAAUUGAGAAAACUGAACCUGCUGAAGAGAAGAAGAUUGAAAAUGGCGACUCUGUUAAUGCUACAGGAGAAGACAAACUGUGGGCUGAUGUGGACAAGGACAUUGGUGAUCUGUUGCGCGACGUGCGCCCCACCAACGAGGGCAGCGACGACGACGAAGAUCUUACGAGGUAUGACAAAUUCAGGAAGAGUGACAAGAAAGGCAAAGCUGAUGGCGAAGAAACAGAGACCACUGUGGCAGAGAGUCUUGAGAAACCUACUAAUGAAGUUACUACCCCAGCAUAAUUUUAUUUUGAUUGC